Messenger RNA from Pocillopora verrucosa, 1549 nucleotides. NCBI's taxonomy places the organism in Eukaryota, Metazoa, Cnidaria, Anthozoa, Scleractinia, Pocilloporidae. The record is from RefSeq and is a predicted model, not a curated record.
UCCGCUUCACGACUGUCUUUGCUUACGAGUUCGAAGUUUAAGUCAAGCAUGAUCGGAGGAUGGCGUCCACUUGUUCCGUUUCUAUGGCAAGGCACCAAGAUGUACGCCACCAGAAAUUUGUCCGCCGUGACUCGUGUUUGUAGCAAUUUAUUGAACUACAACCAGAGUGCUUCAUACACGACAGACACCAAGAAAGGUACCAUUCUGGACCGAUUGAAUGCAGGCGAUAUAAUUGUCGGCGAUGGGGGCAUGACCUUUUGCUUAGAGAAGCGAGGAUAUGUCAAAGCAGGACCGUGGACCCCAGAGUGCACUGUGGAAAGUCCGGAGGCUGUUCGUCAGGUGCAUCGCGAAUUUCUUCGCGCUGGCGCUGAUGUCAUUCAAGCUUUUACAUUUUCUAUGGAUGAUGAAGUUAUUGAUGAGAAGAACGACGAAAUCAAUCAGUCUGCUUGUGACCUGGCAAAGGGCGUGGCACAAGAGGGAGGGGUGUUUGCAGCAGGGUCCAUCUGUCAAACAGCAAAGCUUUACGUAAAUGGUGCCGGUAAAGAAAAAAUACAGAAAAGAUUCGAGGAACAGAUCCAAAUAUUUCUAAAGAAUGACAUGGAUCUUCUGAUCGCCGAGUUCUUUGAGUAUGGCGAGGAAGCUGAAUGGGUCGUAGAAGUGAUGAAAACCACAGGUAAACCAACUGCCAUUACGAUGUGCAUCGGACCACAGGGAGACUUUGCCAAUGUGUCACCAGGAGAGUGCGCAGUGAGACUGGCAAGAGCAGGUGCUGAUAUCGUUGGAGUAAAUUGUAAAUUCGAUCCCACUACUUCCAUAAAAACUCUCAUUCUAAUGAAAGAAGCUCUGGAUAAAGAAGGACUCAGUCCUCAUCUGAUAAUCCAGCCUGUUGGUUACCACACUCCAGACGCCGGAAGAGCUGGAUUUGCUAGUUUACCCGAGCUACCAUUUGCUCUGGAGCCUCGUACACUUACCAGAUGGGACGCACAUAAAUACGCCCGGCAAGCCUAUGACAUGGGAGUGAGGUUCAUCGGCGGCUGCUGUGGAUUCGAACCAUAUCACAUCCGGGCUAUCGCAGAGGAACUCUCUCCAGAACGCGGUUUUCUUCCUGUUGCAAGUGAAAAACACGAACUGUGGGGGGGAGGGUAUAAAAAUCACCCGAAAGAAUGGAUGGGACGAAGGGCUAACCGCGCUUAUUGGGAAAAUCUGGAACCUGCUAGUGGUCGUCCUUACUCUCCCGCGGUCUCAAAAUUUGACGGACCUGCUUGAUGAAGUCACAGUUGAACAUAAAUUUCACUUGCUAGAAGAAAUUUUAGUUUAGCAACUUGUAUUCGUAUUCGCAUAGAAAAAUCGAACAAAAAGGAAAUUUUAAGAUAUUAUUUCUGACCAUUCGCUAUCUUGUAACUAUACUGAAAGUUAACAUAGACAAAUGAAGCCUCUUGCUUAUGGGGAACCAUUUGUGCCAGAAUUAUCAAUCGCUUGUUGUAAAACUCAGUCGUUAGAGCUAGCAACAAAUCGUGAUUGUAAAUAAAUUUUAGUUUCCAUUCUUAAA